Messenger RNA from Osmia lignaria (orchard mason bee), 1623 nucleotides. NCBI's taxonomy places the organism in Eukaryota, Metazoa, Arthropoda, Insecta, Hymenoptera, Megachilidae. The record is from RefSeq and is a predicted model, not a curated record.
AUGACUCUGUUCCGCGCCUUCAGCCCUGACCAGGCCGUGGUCGUACGGAAGCCUACCGGGACUUACGGGUUCAUCACCUUCCCAACAGCGGAGCUGGCCUUGAGAGCGGUCCAAUGGGUGGAAGCGACCAAGCCAAUCUUCCACAAGCGCAAGAUUAAAGCAGCUAUCGCCGAUUCCUGGAAUGAGGCGGCUUUGUUGAGACCACGCGGACGCCCCGACCCGUUUCCGGGGUGGGAGCCCCGCACGUCACCGCCACUGCCAGAAGAAGUCUUAGCGCGGAUCGCCAGAUUCCUAAACUUCGCCGACCGGGCCAGGAUGGAGGGAGUAUGCCGAGCCUGGAGGGCUGGAGCCCUGGCAUCCUACGCAUCGGAGCAGGUCCUUUCAACCACGGACCAACGCUGGCCGCAAGGAUGGGCGCACCCGAGCGUGGAUACCGAAGGUCUUCGUUGGGCGAUCAUGCGGUUGGGGCCCUACGUAAGCGAGCUGCGCCUCGACGAUCGUUGGGUCGCCGAAAGGCUGCGGCCGCAGGUGUUGGGGAUCGCGGCGCGCGGUUGUCCUAGGCUGACCACGAUAGAUUUGACCGGAGCGACGGUACGUCCGUCGGCGCUGCGCGAUCUAGCGUCGAACGCGGAACGCCUACAAAGAUUUUAUUUGGGUAGGACCAUCGGAAAUGUUGAACCGGAAUUGUCGGAGGUGUUCGUGGCUGCGCCGCAUCUCGCGAGCUUCGUGGCCACAGGUUCCGGGUUCGCGGGGGCGGCGUUGUCGCGGAUGGCCCCGACACUUCAGGAGGUAAGGCUUCGGGAUUGCGCGUCGCUGUCCUCAGCAUCGGUGGCCGCGUGUCUGGCGGCCCAGCGCUCGCUCUCGUCGGUUGAGCUUGUUCAGUGUCGUGCCCUGUCCUCUGCCGAACCAUUGGACGCCCUCAUGAAUAACGAGGAUCUCCAUCGCUCAGUACAGGAACUUGUGGUAAUCGAUAUCGACUUCGCCCCGAUUAUCGACGGAGCAGAGGAAGAAGAAAUCCCGGACGCCGCUGACGUGCCGGAUCCGGUCUUCAUCGAGCUCCAGCUAGGGCCAGUGGAGGCAGCGCGCUCAUUGCCGGAACUCUUCCGGCAACUUACGAUCUUGAGAGUGUUGUUCUGUGGAUGGGUAGACGUCACUUUCAUCAGAAGUGUGGGAGAACACUUACACCAGUUGUUGGAGUUGGAUAUUUCGGGAUGCUCCAAUGUGAGGGGGCAAUUCGCCCUAGAAUCCUUGGGGAACCUCCCGAGAUUGGAGAAGAUCACGAUUAAUAACCUUCACCCCACCGUAUCGGCGCCAGCUUUAGCCACGAUAGCCACCCUGGAGGAAGUUAGAGCGCGUGAUAGCCAAGGUAUCACCGAUGAAGACACGACGGCUAUCGUACGUGGCUGUUCACGCCUAGUCGCCCUGGACGUGGAAGGAUGCUUGGGGGUGACAAACCAGACCGUCAUCGAGUCCACUGAAAUCGUUAGGAGGCAGGGCAGGGCAACGGUGCUGAGCUUGUCGGUCGGCGGGACGAGUGUGGAUCGUUGGGUGCGCGUUCGCCCCAGUUUGGUGCUCCGGGUAUUAUAUGAUCGGGUGUACCAACCGAUCCUUCGUGAUUUUUAG